Molecule: messenger RNA, 888 nt
Organism: Funneliformis mosseae
Lineage: Eukaryota; Fungi; Glomeromycota; Glomeromycetes; Glomerales; Glomeraceae
Source: the annotation of a GenBank genome assembly
AUGUUACAAGCAACCGAAAAGGAAUACCUUGACCCCACUAUAACAGAAGAUACAACUACUCCCUCUUCUAAUAAUACCAAACUUAAAAAGGAUUGGUCCAGCGUUAGAGAUAUUCGUCAAGAGACGAAUACUUUUGGUACUCGUUUAUUGGAAAAUAAGGAUGAUGUAUGGCAUCAUAAUGCUUGGGAUCAUGUUGAAUGGAAUGAAGAACAAGAAAAAGCCGCUAAACAAAAGGUAUCAUUGCAAUCAAAUAAUCCAAUGAAAUUAGAAGAUCGACAAAUAUUUUUAAAAAAUCCAUCGGAAUAUUGGAAUACGUUUUAUAAACACAAUGAGAAUAAAUUUUUUAAGGAUCGUCAAUGGUUAAAAAUCGAAUUUCCCGAAUUACAUCACACAACAAAUAGUGAAAGUGGAAAUCAAAAAAUUUUUGAAAUAGGAUGUGGAGCGGGGAAUACAAUGUUUCCUUUACUAUCUAUUAAUAAAAAUCCAAAUUUAUUUAUUUAUGCUUGUGAUUUUGCAGAAAAUGCUGUCCAGAAUAACAAAGAAUAUGAUCUAAAACAUUGCAAAGCAUUUGUCUGGGAUUUGACAAAUAAAGGAAUUCCAAUGGAACAUAUUGAACCUAAUAGUUUAGAUAUUGUUGUGUUAAUAUUUGUAAUGUCUGCAUUAUGUCCUAAUGAUUGGGUCCAAGCGGUUGAUAAUGUUUAUAAUAUGCUUAAGCCGGGUGGUCUUGUACUGUUUAGAGAUUAUGGUAGAUAUGAUAUGGUACAAUUAAGAUUUAAAGAAGGUCGUAUGUUAUCCGAUAAUUUUUAUGUCCGUGGAGAUGGUACAAGAGUUUAUUUUUUUACUUCAGGUUGGUGGAUAAUAUAUGUGUACGUUUUAAUGUUUAAUUGA